UAUAAAGGAGAAAAGUUCACACUCCAGACAGACAGUGGACAGAAGACCAGAGAGAUCAGAAAUAAUCACCAUUGAUAAGUCAUGUCAGUCAACUCCUCUAAUUCCUCUCAUCCUCCUCAUCUGCGUCCUUCAUCCCUCAGCAUCUAUAAUCUCCUGUCGAUGGAGGGAACAGCGCUCCGGCACAGCGAUUAGCCACUCAGACCUCUUCACCUACCACAUGGUCAUCAACGAGCUGAUGAAUAUUUUAGGGUCCACCCUGACCUGUUGUGCUGUCUUCACUGAUCUACCAGAAAUGAUGAUGCCAGGUCUCUACCUUUCUACUAUCAACAUAUCUGGACACAUAUUCUUUCACAUCCUGACCUGUGUGGAGCGUUACCUGGCUGUUGUUCACCCCGUCACCUACCUGGGCCUGAGGAAGGCACGUGGGAUCAGAAUCAGAAAUAUCACCAUUGGCUGUGUUUGGCUGCUGUGCUUUGUAGCAACAGGUUUCAUGUUCAUAGAAGACAGCGUGUCCAUCGGCAUCCUCUUUUUUUGUAUCACAGUCUUUGCUUUAAUUAUCAUCUGUUUUUGCAGCUUUUCAGUUCUCUGCAUUCUGAUUCGUCCAGGGCCAGGGGAAGGGGGUGGGUCCAGACAGCAGGUUCACCAGUCAAAGCUAAGGGCUUUCUAUACCAUCAUGGCCAUACUGGGAGUGCUGUUGUUGAGGUUUGGGCAGAAUACACUCAGCACUGCACUGUAUGCCUCACCACAAGUGGGGGAGACUGGGAGGUGUGCUCUAUGGUUGUCUACAUUCUGGUUCUCUCUGCCCAGCAGUCUGGUGUUACCUCUGCUGUUUCUACACAGAGCAGGAAAACUACUGUGUUGUAAGAACAACACUGAACCAGGACAAGGAUCACAAUAGAUUAAAUAUCUAAAAGAUCAGAGAACAGUUACUGACUAAAAUUACUGAGUAAAACCCCUCACCCAUUAAAGUUGUUUUUUGUGACAUUGAAAGUUCAGCUAGUAUCAAGUGAAAGAAAAGUGAGCUAUUUGUGGAUGCUUUAACCAAAUAAAUGUUCAAAAAUAAUGGUUAGAAGUUGUCAGAGCAGGUGGGAAUGCUAGGUCAUGUCAAAAUAGACCAUAUUUGGAAACAGGAAAUUAUCAUAAAAGUGCAAGUUCAAAAAAAAUACACUACAUUGCCCCUGCGUCUGCACUAGCAAUGGCUUUGCUUCAGCAUUUUAAAAGAUGGCCCUGUAAAAAGAUAUUUUUUCCUGGGAUUUUGAAAUAUCAUGUUAGGAAAAGCACAGCUUACAUAAGGAAAUGACCGAUGGCCGAAUUCCAUGUAGCUGCUUCAGUUUCAGGAUCCUGGUUUUGCAACAAAGUCCUCUGGCCGCUGUAGGAGUUAUGAUUAUGACUGACGUCAGUCAGGAGCAAGAAAAUAAGUCAUGUGAUGUUGAUACAGAAUGACAAAGUCCACAGAGUUAGCAGGUCGCAGUAGAUGGUUGAGUCAACAAAACAAGUGACCUUCAUGGUUAAAUAAUAUGCAACCAUGAAGAUGAAGGUCUUCUAACUGUAACAAAGUGGUAAUUUUAACCCAGCUCAUGAUCUUUCCCUGAACCUAACCAGGUAGUUUAGUGGUUAAACUUGACCAAACCUUAA
This is a messenger RNA of Thunnus maccoyii (southern bluefin tuna), 1635 nucleotides long. RefSeq lists its product as uncharacterized. The record is from RefSeq and is a predicted model, not a curated record. The transcript is spliced from 4 exons. NCBI's taxonomy places the organism in Eukaryota, Metazoa, Chordata, Actinopteri, Scombriformes, Scombridae. The coding region runs from base 218 to 898 and encodes 226 amino acids. Gene Ontology annotation, biological process: phospholipase C-activating G protein-coupled receptor signaling pathway; positive regulation of Rho protein signal transduction. Gene Ontology annotation, molecular function: lysophosphatidic acid receptor activity.